Messenger RNA from Medioppia subpectinata, 1341 nucleotides. The record is from the annotation of a GenBank genome assembly. NCBI's taxonomy places the organism in Eukaryota, Metazoa, Arthropoda, Arachnida, Sarcoptiformes, Oppiidae.
AUGGUUACAUAUAACCAGUCAUUAGACAUGUUUCGACAGAGCGGUCAAAGACACAUGUCUUUCAUGGCUGAUGAAGACGGAGAUGUGUUCGUCGAGUCCAACGACGACGACGAGGGCUUAGAUAUCGACAUCACCGACGAGUUUGAAGACAAAGACUAUAACGCGGACGACAAGUGUAACUCAAAAGACAAUUCAGAGGCACAGGAAUCGGAUUCCGGGUCGACGACGACCAACAAGAAGGGCCAUAUCGUCAAACCCGCCUAUUCUUAUAUAGCGCUCAUAACGAUGGCUAUACUCCAGUCGCCCGACAAGAAGCUCACGUUGAGUGGCAUUUGUGACUUCAUUAAGAAUCGCUUCCCAUUCUAUCGGGAGAAGUACCCGAUGUGGCAGAACUCCAUCCGACACAACCUCUCACUCAACGACUGUUUCAUCAAAAUCCCUCGCGAACCCGGAAACCCAGGCAAAGGCAACUACUGGACACUCGAUCCCGCGUCCGAAGACAUGUUCGACAACGGAUCCUUUCUUAGGCGACGGAAGCGCUAUAAACGACAGCAGGAGUUCAUUAGAGAGGGAUUCUGUUUGGCCGGACUCGACCCGUACGGCCGCUCCAACGGCAUUAUGAAUCAUCCGGCGCUUAUGGGCGGCUAUCCUUUCUUCUCACCCCUUCCGCCGCCGAUACCUCUUCUCCAUCCGCAUGAGAUGUCUACUCGACCACCGCUUCAGCCGAUAAACCUCUCGGUCGGCCCCACAAGCGGUCAAAUGAAUCACAUGCAAGAGAUGUCAAAUCAGUUGAUGGCAUCACUAAGAGAUACACCAAACCAAACACCUUCGCCGUCGACAACACAAUCAGUUAUAAUGCAUUCUUCGUCGCCAUUAUCUUCAAUGACGGCCACGACGUCUGCGAAAUCAAAAUCAAACUUUUCCAUCGAUAGCCUCAUCGGUGCCAACAAAUUAUCAUCAAAUGAAAUGAAACAGAAGUCAAUGGCCAACAAUCUGGCGAAUAGUUCUCAUCUGACAUCCCGUCCCAAUCAGUGUUCAGAAGCGAUGAUUCGGCCGCCAGUGCUUCCCAUCCAUCCCAGCAAUCUAUUGACUCAAUUCACUAGAAUUCCAAUCAAUUCUUCGCCCAAUUUUGGCCCAAACGGUAACGACAUUUCGUUGAUGUUAGGCCGCAAUGACAUCAACUUUAUGCCCACAAACGGCAACAUCAAUGACAUGACGGCACCGAUCGAUAUGGAAAAGUAUAGACAAUUACUUCUGUUUCAGGCGUCGGUCAACAAUCAGAUGAGUGCCGGAAAUCAUAUGAAUUUUGAACAUAAAAAUAUUCCUACAAAUUGGCGAUGA